Saccostrea echinata is the source of this 2709-nucleotide messenger RNA. RefSeq names its product nicotinamidase-like. NCBI's taxonomy places the organism in Eukaryota, Metazoa, Mollusca, Bivalvia, Ostreida, Ostreidae. The transcript has 8 exons. The record is from RefSeq and is a predicted model, not a curated record. The coding region runs from base 44 to 1129 and encodes 361 amino acids. Gene Ontology annotation, molecular function: calcium ion binding.
UAAUGUAAACAUUCACUUUCGAGCUAACUGUUGUGAAAGGCAGAUGGAUUCCCCGGACAGGGAUAACUUCUUUGAUAAAUUUGUUGACAGAAGAAAGAUUUUUGAUAAACAAGAUUGCAUUCAAUGCUUUCAACGUUACGACAUUGACAGAGAUGGCUUUCUGAAUAAGAAGGAGUUUCACCAGUUACUGAAUGAUGUGUUCUGUGAUGGCUCACAGUCCUACAAGCUCACUGAGGCACAGGAGGGGGAAAUUCUUACUCUCCUAGACCAAGACCAGGAUGGAAAAAUCAGUAAAGCUGAGUUUCUUGGAAACUGCUACUACUGGCUCAAACAGAUUUUACAGCCCAACUCUGCUCUGAUUGUGGUUGAUGUACAGAAUGAUUUCCUGGAUGGAAACCUCGCACUUCGUAACUGUCCCGCAGGUCAGGAUGGGUUAGGGGUCAUUCCUGCCAUUAACUCUCUCCUUGAGACAGUGAACUUUGACCUUGUAGUGUAUACCAGAGAUUGGCACCCUGCAGACCACAUAUCAUUUGCAGAAAACAAGCACAUUAGACCUUUCCAUUCUUCAAGCCAAAUUUCUCAGAAAGAAGCCAAGGUUCAUGACACAGUGAUAUUUGAGGGAUCCUCCAUUACUGAGCAGAAACUAUGGCCCACUCAUUGUGUUCAGGGAAGCUGGGGAGCUGAACUGCACACAGAUCUCAAGGUCCCAGAUGACAGCAUCUUUGUGGAUAAAGGAAAGAAUCCUGAUGUGGACAGCUACUCGGCAUUCUGGGAUAACAACAAACAAUCACAGACAGAACUGGUCCAGAUCUUAUCUAAACGUAACAUCACUGAUGUCUAUGUCUGCGGAGUGGCCUAUGAUGUCUGUGUAGGUUUUACAGGGUUAGAUGCAGUGGACCAUGGAUUUAGGGUGAUUGCUCUGGAUGAUGCUUGUCGCGGUGUGGAUGUGCAGCACAUAGAAGACAUGAAGAAAUCACUCCAAGACAAAGGAGCCAUUAUUAUAAAUACCUGCAAGGUGAAGGACAUUGUAGAGGGAUCUGACCGUCCUCCAAAGCUUGGGCUCCAGACUGCACGAAAUGUGGCCCUGGCACGAACAUUAGUUAAUAACAAUAAGGUUCUCCCAACGUAAUUAUCUCCCUUUCAGUUCAUGUCUUCUGUUAAGAGUCUGUGUUGUUAGUAACAUUCAUCCUGAGCCUUGUGUACAAGUGCAAUGUUGACUUUUGUCUGUGUCACUUUCUUUGUGGAUCAUUAAUGUUUGUUUUUCUUUUGGUAUUUCAGAAUGUUUUGAUUGCAUACAGUUCAAAUUAAAAUAGUUGCUAAUUUACUUUAGGAAGUUGGAAGUUUAAGAGAUGCUAGUGAAUGAUGUUUCUAGUCAUAAACUUUCAUAAUCUCUUUUAAAUGAGGUUUUAUUUCUGUUCAUGGAUAUAAAGGUUUUUAUAGUUACAUAUACCUUAAUUAUUUUAAAAGUCCAGCUAACAUUUUUUGGUUAGUGAAUUUUUGUUUAUUAAUUUGUACACACACACCCAUAUAUAUUACAAUCUUAUACUUAAUAAGCAUGAUGGCAUGUCAAUUUAUAUUUUUAAAAAUGAUAUAUUGCCUAAUUGUAUUUUAAAUUUUUUUUCUGACACAGUCACACUGUAUUUAUUUUUAAAGGGUUACAUGUUCAGAGAAGUAAAUGAAAGGAUGAUGUUAAUAAAUGUCAGGAAAAUAGAUAUACCAUAUAACAAGGUAUUUUAGUGACAUUCAAAUUUAGUGAUUUUAUCCUAAAAUUGGGCAUUUAUUAUUAGUCCCCUACCGGUGAAACUGGAGGGGACUAUAGGUUUUUAUCAUGGUGAAUAAGAAUUUUUAACAAUUUACAAGAUAAAUUUAUUUAUUAUCUCGGACAAUAUUUAUGAAUGAAUUAUUAGCUAGAUUUAUUUUUACCAUUGCCUAGACCAUUUCUAAUUAUGCCAAAAUUUGAUGAUCAUUAAUAGUUCCUGUUAUAUGGUAUCGUAUCCUUUGAUAUUUAUUAGAUUACUAGUAUUCACCCACCUCAGUUAUUCUAGAUCUGAUUUCACUUGUUUCAUAUCAGUUUUUUUUAAUCCUCUGAAUUUUGUUUUUUUAUUAGAUUAAUACAACCUCCUCUUAUAUUAGGAUUCACAUUAACUAAAUAUAAUUGAUCUGAUAGUAAGAAUACUCAAGGUAUUGUGAGUGAUUUCAUACUUUAUGUUUCAUUGUUUUUAUAUUAUGCAUAUGUACAUAGUCAAUAUGGGUAUUGAAUUCUUGUAUACAUAAUUUCAGCGCAUUUUCACAACAGUUUUGGUAUUAUAUUGCACGGAUCACUACAGUUUUGGUAUUAUAUUGCACAGAUCACUACCAGAAGGUGCAUUUCGCACCUGCUUCACAUUCGCUCUUGUUAUUGACUCCAAAGUACAGAUAAUGCAGAGAAAUGUUGAAUAUUUACAUGAAAUUGUAUAAGACAAUGGAAUAGGCAUGUAAUUCAAGUGGUGAACAGUUAUAUGUAGAUUAUUGCUGUUUUUUCUUGAAAGUUUGCAUACUAGUAUGAGAUUUUUAAUCCAUACCAGCUUAUAUUGUAAAGCUGCAUUAAUUACCCUGGAAAUUAAAGUACAGUGAACUAAAAAAACAUACAAAAUUUAAUGCUUACUACAUAUAGUCAGUAAUUUUAUUACCUCAAACUGAAAAUGUGAGUUCCUUUAGUAUUCCUGAUAU